Messenger RNA from Clonostachys byssicola, 1599 nucleotides. The record is from the annotation of a GenBank genome assembly. NCBI's taxonomy places the organism in Eukaryota, Fungi, Ascomycota, Sordariomycetes, Hypocreales, Bionectriaceae.
AUGGGCAAGCCAACUUUGCACCCCAGAACUGCCAGAGCGACCGACUCAGACAAACUGCACCAGCGCCCUCAUCCCCUCCUCUCCCCAUCCAUAGUCGCUGUACUGGGCGAUUAUCUUUAUAUCGAAGGCGGCGAGCAGUCUCAUUAUCUCGAUUCGGGAAAAAAGGGCACCGACAGCAACGGGAACGAAUUCAACACUGAUGCUGGUGCAGAUCAAGCCGUCACUCAGUUCAUCCCAGUAAACCAGCGCUGGGCUCCGCAGGAUGUUCAAUUCGAUACGAUCUCACACGAAGCUUCGGACAUGAAGAUGGUGAACUUCCCGAGUUUCUGGGCGAUUGGGAGUACACUCUACAGAUGGGGCGGCCAGUUGAGCAAUGGACUACAGUAUGCUCAAGGCGACAAACCCUACCUAUUUAGCGUUUCACCUGGUUCUGGUGGUGGCAGCGGCCUUACAUGGACCAAGAGUCCCAUCCCAGAUUCAAACCAACUGGCGGGCUCAAAUAUGGCCUCGACAUCCUGCGACGAUACUGGAUUUAUGUAUGGUGGCUAUGCCUAUAAAGCCUCCAUGUAUGCCGAAUUUGAUGACACUCGACCUAUAUCUGGCAUGCUCAUGUACAACACAACCACGCAGGCCUGGAAAAACUCGACGACGGAGAUUAGCAUUCCUGGAAAGACUUACAGUGCAGGGAAAGGGGUGUGUCUUCCUGGGGUUCUCAACUACUCCAUGGUCGCCGUGAUGGGAGGCGCCGAUCUCGAGACAGCGCAAUACCGAGCAUUCACUAACUUUACGUUCUACGACCCCCAUUUGGACCGCUGGUACUAUCAGAAGACCAUCAACCCUCCUUCUCCAAUGGACGACUUUUGCGCCGUCGGUAUUAAAAGCACCCAUGGAACCUAUGAAAUAUUCUUGUAUGGAGGCAUCGAUCAAUCCGGAAAGGUUUCAUCUGAUAUUUGGGUGCUCUCAUUGCCUCUGUUUAGAUGGUUUCGCUAUACACUCAAUGCUAGUGAGCCGAGAAGCAACCAUGCCUGUGCAAUUGCUGGGAAAAGGCAGAUGAUAUCCGUUGGCGGGAUUGAUCGGACCAACAGCUCAGAUGCUUGGACGUCCCAAGAUCCUUGGUAUAACGCACUCGGAGUCUUUGAUCUGGCCGAAUUGAAAUGGAAGGAUGUAUAUGACCCGAAUCUGGGAGGCUACAAUACACCAACCGAGAUCUGGUCAUACUACACAGAUCAAGCAUUCGAGCAAAUAAAGUGGGAUAUGAAUGAAGUAGAAAACAUGUUUAUGACACCCUAUUACGAGAAGAAUCCAAAAGGAUCCCAACCUGGUAACGACACCGCCUCCAACAACACCGACAACGGGAAGAGUAAACCAGCCGGUGCCAUUGCAGGAGGUGUUGUAGGAGGCGUAGUGGGAGUUGCUCUCGUCUCCGCCCUUGUAUGGUUCUUCCUUCGUCGACGACGCAGUGCUGGAACUAAAAAGGACCAGUCCAGCGCGUGGGAAGAUAACUCCAACCAACAGGCAAAAGAGCUGUCUUCAACUCCUUCGACUGACCUGGGCGCGAGCUAUGAGCUUCAUUCCACAACAGUCGUGGCAGAACUCGAG